AUUGCUUAAUCACCCCAAGGCCCAUUAUGAACAUGGGUGCUGUUCUUGAUUUGGAGUCAAUAAUGGGUAAGCAACAGAAAAUAGCAAUGGAAAUUGCAGUUCAAGAGUUCAAUAACCUGAGUUGUUCCAAGAUGCAUUUGAUUGUACAAAAUUCCCGUGGAAAUUCAGCUCGAGCAAUUGCUAGUGUUAUGGAUCUAGCACAGAGAAAGCAAGUCUUAGCCAUCAUAGGAACAAUAACUCACAAUGAAGCAACUCUGGCCAGCGAGUUAAAUGGCACCAUAAAGAAAGUUCCUAUAUUGUCUCUAACUUCUCCCGCAGCCAACACAAAAUUAUUAUCCCCUCAAUUGCCACACUUUAUCCAAAUUGGCGAUGAUAUCAAGAUUCACAUGCAAUGCAUCACAACCAUUGUAGGAGAAUUCAAAUGGCGAAAGGUGACAUCAAUCUAUGAACUUAAUAACGGGUUUUCCUAUGAUCCAGGGACAUUGCUUGGCCUCACUUAUUCUCUUCGGAUUGUUGGUUCUGAGAUUGAUAACCAUUUAGCUUUGCCUUCCUUGUCCUCUUUAUCAGACCCAAAAGCUACCAUUGAAAAAGAGCUUCAUAGGCUCAAAAGCAAGAGUAACCGGGUCUUCUUGAUUGUGCAAUCUUCUUUGGAGUUGGCUAACAUACUUUUUGAGCAAGCAAAGCAAAUGGGUUUGAUGGAAAAUGGUUGUGUGUGGAUUAUCCCAGAUGGGGUUGCUAGCCUUCUUGAUUCAGUUAACUCGUCUGUUAUCCUUCACAUGCAAGGAGUUAUUGGAUUUAAGAGACACUUCACGGAAACAAGUGAGGCAUUUAGAAGGUUCAAGUUCAAAUUUCGGAGAAGGUUUGCAUUGGAGUUCCCUGAAGAAGAGAACAUUAACCCAAGUUUCUUUGCAUUUCAAUCUUAUAAUGCAACCUGGGCUAUUGCUCAUGCUGCAAGAGAAUCACAAGGGAAGUUUAAGUUUAAUCUUGAACAAUUAUUCAGAAAUCAUCUCUCCAACAAUAGUAAGUUACAACAAUCACAUGCAUUCAAUAUAAUUAAUGUGAUAGGUAAAAGUUAUAGAGAGUUGGCAUUAUGGUCUCCAGCACUAGGUUUCUCCAAGAACCUAGUUAGUCAACAACUAACAGAGAUAAUGAAGACAAAUAUUACUUCAAAUAGUGUUUUGAGUACAGUUUAUUGGCCUGGAGGCUUACAAUUUGUCCCUAAGGGAUGGACUCGCAGCACUGAGGAGAGGACAUUGCAAAUAGGAGUACCUACAAAUGGUACCUUUCAUGAGUUUGUGAAUGUCACACAUGAUCAGAACAAAAAUAAUACAUCUAUCACUGGUUUCUCAAUCGAUGUCUUUAAAGCAGUUGUUAAUGCUUUGCCUUAUGACUUGAAAUACGAGUUUAUUCCCUUCAAUGGGUCUUAUGAUGAAAUGGUAGAGCAAGUCUCCAAUAAGACAUUGGAUGCUGCUGUCGGAGAUACAGCAAUAAUGGCAUAUAGAUAUCAUUUAGUGGACUUCUCACAACCUUAUGUUGAAUCUGGCCUCGACAUGGUGGUUAGAGAGCAAUCAGCAAAAUCAAAAACAUGGAUCUUUUUGGACGCUUUCACAAAAGAGAUGUGGUUGAUGAUGGCAACCUUGCACAUUUUCGUGGGAUUUGUCAUCUGGUUGAUCGAAAGGCAAGUUAAUGCAGAACUACAGGGAUUCGGGCCCAUGCUUUGGUUUUUAGUCACUGUAAUAUUCUAUGCACACAGAGAACCAAUUACAAGCCCCAUGGCUAGAGUUGUUAUGGCACCAUGGUUAUUUGUGAUCCUCAUUGCAACUAGUACUUUCACAGCAAGUUUGACUUCCAUGAUGACCAUUUCGCAACUAGAGCCAUCUAUUUUGGAUAUCCAAACCCUUCAGAGAAGAAAUUCCCCAGUUGGUUGUAAUGGAAAUUCAUUUGUUAUAAAGUAUUUGACUGACGUACUAAAAUUCAAGCCUGAGAACAUAAGGAAAUUUUACUCCAUGAGUGAUUACCCUGAUGCCUUUCAGAACAAGUAUAUUGAAGCAGCUUUCUUUAGUGUGCCUCAUGCUAAGGUCUUUCUGGCAAGGUAUUCAUGCAAGGGUCUAAUCAAAGCUGGGAACACCUUCAGGCUUGGUGGCUUAGGUUUUGUAUUUCCCAAGGGUUCUACUCUGGCUACCGACAUAUCCGAGGCAUUGCUGAAAGUGAUAGAGAGUGGAGAAACCGAACAACUUGAAAAAGAUAUGCUAUCAAUAGGAGGCAAUGCAAAAUGUUCUCCUUUAGAGAGCAGGGCAAAAGAUGGGUCAUCCACAGGAUUUCAGCCUUUCAUUGGCCUAUUUUGUAUCUGUUUUAGUGUUGCUAUUCUGGCAUUGUUAUAUAAUAUGGUUUGUUUGGUCAUGAAUAAUCUAGAGAUCUUCACAAGCUACAUACAUGUAACAUUAGCACAAUUAAGGAGAAUAUGGAAAUGGACAACCCCAUAUUUUGUUCGGAGCUGUUCAAGACUCCAACCAGGGAGUACGAGGAGUGUAAUUGCUGCCACAGUAAUAAGAAAUGAAAAAGAGACAGUCAUUAAUAGUUAG
Molecule: messenger RNA, 2582 nt
Organism: Cajanus cajan (pigeon pea)
Lineage: Eukaryota; Viridiplantae; Streptophyta; Magnoliopsida; Fabales; Fabaceae
Product: glutamate receptor 2.5
Cellular component (GO): membrane
Molecular function (GO): ligand-gated monoatomic ion channel activity
Source: RefSeq, a predicted model, not a curated record